CAGGAAGCACUGCACGGGUGACACCCUGGAUGGGAUUCCUGAUCAUCAGAGGACACAUGUUGAAGCAGCUGCGGGAGCAUCGUCGCACACAUCCAGGGCCAGGAACCAAGCCCACAACCUUGGUAAUGGACAAAGACCGGAACGGUUAAGGAUGUCUUCUUGGUGAAGGAGCGGCCGCCUGAGCAUUUGGUGCGACUCCGCGAUCUCCGGGAGGAAUGGCGAACGCGACGUGGGAGCGUCUGUUUGCUCAGACGCCGGUAAAAAGCACAACGCAGUCGCCAGAAAGCAGCGAUCGCGCAUAUAAGACGUACCUCAUUGGAAUCGUCAUCGCAAUAUGUGGGAAUUUUCUAAUCAGCAUCUCAUUAAAUAUUCAGAAAUACACACACAUGCGACAGUCCCAGAGUGGCUCCAAGCCCUACUACACCUGCGCCCUCUGGUGGUGUGGCAUCGCCCUCAUGGGCAUUGGUGAAUUGGGCAAUUUCGCCGCCUAUGGCUUCGCACCGGCCUCCCUCAUCGCCCCGCUGGGCUGUGUGUCCGUCAUCGCCAGUGCGGUGAUCUCUGUGGUGUUCCUGAAGGAAACGCUGCGUGCCUCAGACGUCCUGGGGGGCGCCCUGGCUGUCAGCGGGACAUACCUGCUGGUAACCUUUGCCCCCCACACAGUCCAGCACAUCACCGCGCAUCUGAUCCAGAUGUACGCCGUCAGCUGGCAGUUCCUCGUCUACCUGGGCCUGGAGAUCCUGCUGUUUUGCGUGCUGCUGUACCUGUACAAGAGGAGGAACAUCAAGCAUGUGGUGGUGCUGCUGCUCCUGGUGGCCCUCCUGGCCUCCCUGACAGUCAUCUCAGUGAAAGCCGUGUCUGGGAUGAUCACUGAGUCAGUGGAGGGGAACAUGCAGCUCACGUUUCCCAUCUUCUACGUUAUGGUCGUGGUGAUGGUGGCAUCCUGUGGAUUCCAGAUCAAAUUCCUGAAUCAGUCCAUGAAACUGUUCAAUGCAACUGAAGUAGUGCCCAUUAACUUUGUAUUCUUCACGGCCAGCGCUAUACUUGCAGGAAUCGUCUUCUAUCAGGAGUUCUAUGGCUUAGCUAUGCUCAAUAUAUUUAUGUUUCUUUUCGGGUGCCUGCUGUCGUUCGUUGGCGUCUUCCUGAUCGCCAGGAAUCGGCCACAAAUCAAGACGGACCGGCCAUUCAUCGACAUGGGCCAAGUACCCGGCAGGAGGUGCACAGACAAAGUGCAGCCGGAAAGCACUAACAUCACCUACGGCUCGCUGACCGGAGAUGCCAUCCAGCUGCAGGCCAAAGGCGGCCAAACCGAGAGCUCUGUGUAGGUGCCACGCCCCCUGCUGUACGGACACGUUGCCUGCGUUAGGGGACGCAGGCUUGUGGAUGGUGCUGCCCCCCCCAAAGCUGCUGAUCUGGAAUAUUCCUACCCAUCAUAGGACUGAAGAGACUCCUAUUAAAACUUGACUGAAGGAGAAGUUUUAUGAUUACUUUAGGGAGGAAGAAAUCAUUAGCGGAAAAGGUUUCUUGAACGAGCUGUAAGGAUCUUCUUUACUAUCUUACGCCGUGGUUAAAGAACACCACCUUGGCCUGUGGGCUGCAUUUUGAAAGAAGGUACAGCUGUUGUCCUGAUUGAAUAGAUACUUAACUUGAACUGCUGUACAAACCCACACUUACACUGUUGCUUGUAUUAACUGCAUAAUAUAAAAAAAAAAGCCAUUGAGAAUGUAGUAACAGACAGGCAUUAAAUACGAAAAUAUAA
Messenger RNA from Brienomyrus brachyistius, 1756 nucleotides. Its product is annotated as NIPA-like protein 2. The transcript is spliced from 12 exons. Gene Ontology annotation, molecular function: magnesium ion transmembrane transporter activity. Gene Ontology annotation, cellular component: membrane. Gene Ontology annotation, biological process: magnesium ion transport. Lineage: Eukaryota; Metazoa; Chordata; Actinopteri; Osteoglossiformes; Mormyridae. The coding region runs from base 216 to 1322 and encodes 368 amino acids. The record is from RefSeq and is a predicted model, not a curated record.